This is a messenger RNA of Oenanthe melanoleuca, 2592 nucleotides long. It is a transcript of the gene HIC1, whose product is annotated as HIC ZBTB transcriptional repressor 1. Gene Ontology annotation, cellular component: nucleus. NCBI's taxonomy places the organism in Eukaryota, Metazoa, Chordata, Aves, Passeriformes, Muscicapidae. Bases 507 to 2504 code for a protein of 665 amino acids. Gene Ontology annotation, biological process: regulation of transcription by RNA polymerase II. The transcript is spliced from 5 exons. Gene Ontology annotation, molecular function: RNA polymerase II cis-regulatory region sequence-specific DNA binding; DNA-binding transcription factor activity, RNA polymerase II-specific; protein binding. The record is from RefSeq and is a predicted model, not a curated record.
CCCGCUCCGCGAACGGCCCGCGGUGCCCCGGGAGGGCAGCACGGCACGGGGGGACGGGACCCCGGCUGCGAGCGCAGAUGCGGCGGGACGAGCCCGGCGGGGACGCUCCCCGAGGGGCUCCGGGUCCCCGCCGGAGGGCAGGGGUGGGGUCUUCACCUGCUUGGGCAUCACCCCACAAGGAAGGCAUCCUAUUGCCCCAAGAUGCUCCACUUCAAAGGAAAGGGGUGUCAUCAUCUCAAGCCCCAAAAUACCACCCUGCUGGAAGUGUUCCUCACCCAAUCUGAGCAUUGUGCCACAAGGAAGGGGUCCCACUGCCCCAGGAAACACCACAAGGCAGGGUGGCGUCUCCGUGCUGAACUGGGACACGCUGAAUCUGAAGGGAAUCUGAGGAUGAGUUGCAGGUGAAGGACCGGCCGGGAGCGCGGGGUAUGGAGGAAGAGAAGCAGCAGAGGAAGAGGAGGGUGGAGGGGAGCAGCAACCGGCCGCGGCCCCCCCGGGGCUGAGCCAUGAGAGUUCACCGAGACCUCAGCUGGUUGGCGGAGGCCACCGGACGCCCAGGGCGGCGGGCGAGGAGCGGGAUGCUGGACGCCAUGGAGGUGCCGAGCCACUCGCGGCAGCUGCUGCUGCAGCUGAACACGCAGCGCACCAAGGGCUUCCUGUGCGACGUGAUCAUCGUGGUGCAGAACGCGCUUUUCCGAGCGCACAAGAACAUCCUGGCCGCCAGCAGCGCCUACCUCAAGUCGCUGGUGGUCCACGACAACCUGCUCAACCUGGACCAUGAGAUGGUGAGCCCCGGCAUCUUCCGCCUCAUCCUCGACUUCAUCUACACCGGCCGCCUGGCCGAGUGCGAGCCGGGCAGCGAGCAGAGCCUGGGUGCUGUGCUGGCUGCCGCCAGCUACCUCCAGAUCCCCGGCUUGGUGGCCCUUUGCAAGAAGAAGCUGAAGCGCAGCGGCAAGUACUGCCACCUGCGCGGGGGCUACGCGCCCUACAAGCUGGGCCGCGGGCUGCGGGCCGCCACGCCGGUCAUCCAGGCUUGCUACUCGGGGACACCGCGGCCCGUGGACCUGCCGCCCGUGGAGCCGGCGGCGCCGCUCAACACGCAGUGCGGGGAGCUGUACGCCUCGGCCGCGCAGGGCGCCCCGCUGCACCCGCACGGGCUGUGCCCGCCCGAGCGCCACUGCUCGCCGCCCUGCGGCCUCGACCUCUCCAAGAAGAGCCCCACCGGCCCCUCCGCCCAGCUCCUGCCCACCGACCGCCUGCUGCCCAGCGAGCCCCGCGAGCCCUCGCUGCCCCCACGGCACGACAGCCCCCCCGUCAGCGCCGGCCUCCUGGGCAGCCACGCCGCUGCCUACAAGGACUCCCCGCCGGGCGGAGAGCCGGGGGGACACCCCCACGCCCCCGACCCCUUCCGCAGCACGCCACCCUGCGCCGAGCCCCCGCUGCCCCGCGCCGACGGGCGAGAGCUGAUGUACCGCUGGAUGAAGCACGAGCCCCUGGGCCCCUACCUGGACGAGGGGGAGGCGGAGAAGGACCUGGAGCGGGAGGAGAAGGCCGAAUCGCCUCCUGCGGCGCCGCAGCCCCGCUACCCCAGCGUGGAGAGCAACGACCUGGAGCCCGAUAACAGCACGAGCGAGGAGACGGGCAGCAGCGAGGGGCCCUCGCCCGGCGACGCGCUGGACCGCUACUGCAACCACCUGGGCUACGAGCCGGAGAGCCUGGGCGACAACCUGUACGUGUGCAUCCCCUGCGGCAAGGGCUUCCCCAGCUCCGAGCAGCUCAACGCCCACGUGGAGGCCCACAACGAAGAGGAGCUCUAUCACAAGGCGGCGGCCGAGCAGGCCGUGCCCUUCCUGGACAAAGGUGGCCCGGGGCUGGGUGACAUCUUGCGGCCUUACCGCUGCUCCUCGUGCGACAAGUCCUACAAGGACCCGGCCACGCUGCGGCAGCACGAGAAGACGCACUGGCUGACGCGCCCCUACCCCUGCACCAUCUGCGGCAAGAAGUUCACGCAGCGCGGCACCAUGACCCGCCACAUGCGCAGCCACCUCGGCCUGAAGCCCUUCGCCUGCGACGCGUGCGGGAUGCGCUUCACCCGCCAGUACCGCCUGACCGAGCACAUGCGCAUCCACUCGGGCGAGAAGCCCUACGAGUGCCAGGUGUGCGGCGGGAAGUUCGCCCAGCAGCGCAACCUCAUCAGCCACAUGAAGAUGCACGCGGCCGGCCCCGACGGCAAAGCCAAGCUGGACUUCCCCGACAGCGUCUACGCCAUGGCCCGCCUCACCGCCGACCAGCUGGGGCUCAAGCAGGAGAAGGCGGCCGAGCUGCUCUCCCACACCUCGCACUUCCUCAGCGACCCCAAGGCCAUGGAGAGCCUCUACCCCCUGGCCAAGUUCACGGCUGAGCACCUGGGGCUGAGCCAGGACAAGGCGGCCGAGGUGCUGGCGCAGGCUCCACACCUCCACACCGAGGCCGCCCGGACCAUAGAGCGAUACUCGCCCCCCUAGCACCGGCCUGGCCGGGGGGCUGGGGGGCGCUGGGCUCCCCUCGCUGCCCCGUGUGGAGCUGGGGCGGGGCGGGGCGAGAGGUGAUGGG